Molecule: messenger RNA, 1806 nt
Organism: Fibroporia radiculosa
Lineage: Eukaryota; Fungi; Basidiomycota; Agaricomycetes; Polyporales; Fibroporiaceae
Exons: 32
Coding region: 1-1806 (601 amino acids)
Biological process (GO): transmembrane transport
Molecular function (GO): oligopeptide transmembrane transporter activity
Source: RefSeq, a predicted model, not a curated record
AUGGUUUUUGCGUCCGACGACCUGUUCUACAACAUGACUAUCAAUGGCGGCAACGCGAUCUUCACCGUCCUCGCGUCCCAGCUUGUUGGUUACGGGUUCGCGGGCAUGUUCCGCUCGUUCCUCGUGUACCCCACCAUCAUGUUAUACCCCAUCAACCUGAUCUAUGUCAAUCUGUUUGAUGUGCUACACCGUGGCCAGGGAAAGAGCAAUGUGAUGCGUGGCAAGCGUCUUCGGUUCUUCUGGAUUCUUACUUCUGCCAUUUUCGUGUAUGAGUGGUUCCCAGAGUACAUCGCACCACUGCUCGGCGCAUUCAAUAUCGUGUGUCUCGCGGACCGCAACUCGGCCUGGGUGUCAUACAUCUUUGGUGGCGCUGAGGCAGACGAGGGCAUGGGCCUUCUCGGGUUCGGCGUGGACUGGGCUAACAUCACCAGCGCGCCAUUCUACCUGCCGCUCUCCACGCAGAUCUCCAACUACAUUGGCUGGACGCUGUGCUACCUCAUCUUGCCGCUCGUCUACUACGGCAACGUCUGGAAGUCGCAGAACUUCCCGUUCAUCUCUCAGAACUUCUCUAUGAUUUUUGCUAAGGGAUCGACGGUUCCUUACAGGUUCUUCGAGAACGGAUCGCUCUAUGACCAGAACUUGAUCCUUAACCCCGAUCUCUCUCUUAACAAAACGGCCUACGAAAUUUACGGCCAGCCAUAUCAGUCGGGCUCGAACAUCAUCUACUAUCUCGGAAUGAAUAUUGCGAUUGGCGCUACAUUUGUGCACAUUGCUUUGUGGCACGGACAAGAGCUCUGGAGCGCGUUCAAGGACUACUUCACCGGCAAGGAGAUUGAGGAUGCCCACUACAAGAAGAUGCUUAUCUACAAGGAGGUACCUUUCUGGUGGUAUGCGGCCGUCUUCCUUGCGGCAUUCGCCGCCGCAAUGGCAUGCAUCUACACAUCCAAAUCCUCGCUUCCGUGGUGGGGACUUAUUGUCGGUCUGCUGCUCGCUGCGAUCAUGCUGCCGUUCGUCGGCGCCAUGGGAGCUAUCACCGGAUUCAGCCCGUACAUGACGCCACUCUUCCAGAUGAUCGGCGCGGGACUCACCCCUGGGUCGUCGCAGGCCAACAUGUACUUCGAGUUAUACAGUAGCCAGAGUCUCACCCAGGCACAGGCGAUGCUGUCAGAUUUGAAGCUAGGCCAAUACACCAAGCUUCCGCCCAGAGUGUGCUUCAUCGUCCAAAUUGUCGGCACUAUUAUCGGUGGCGUCUUCAACUAUGUCAUUACGCAGGAUGUCGUCAACAACGAACGCACGAUUCUGCUGAGUAACGAGGGUUCACGUACGUGGAGUGGACAGCAAGUCCAGAGUUACAAUGCGCUCGCUAUCAUGUGGGGCGCUCUCGGCUCGGAGAUCUUCGGUCCGGGCGGCACGUACUUCAUCAUUCCACUCGGCUGUGUCAUCGGUCUCGGUGUACCCAUCAUCCCGUGGCUGUUGUACAAGCGCUUCCGCUGGGCAUGGUGCAAGGAGCUGAACUUUGCCGUCAUCGCAUACUACAUUGGUGACCUUGCAGGUGGCACUAACGGAUACAUCGACACCUGGAUCGUGGUCGGUCUGUUCUCGCACUUCUACAUCCGUCGGUACCGCGCUGGAUGGUUCAGGAAGUACAACUACUUGCUCGGUGCCGCGGUCGACGGGGGCUCUCAAAUCUUCGUGUUCAUCUACGCUUUCGCCGUCGGUGGUGCUGGUGGCAAUACAGUUGCAUUCCCUACCUGGGCUCUCAACCCCGCAGGCAAUGCUGACUACUGCGCAGUGACCUCGAGCUAG